AUGUUCUUUUUACUAUUAUCAGUGCGGGCCAUAGACAGUUUUGUCUAUAUGGUUUCUUGCAAUAUGAUUGGUCAAGGCAAAACCAAAACAAAGAAAUUUGGCCGAGAGGAACUGGGGCAACCUAAACCUUGUGCACGGCGGCCAUAUUGCAACGCGACAACAUCACCGUAAAAAAUACACACAAAAUUGACAAUAAUUUAACGAGAAACAACAUUUAAUUCUGGAUUUGUACGUCAUGAAUCAUUGUGUGUUCUAAUUUUCGAUAUCAAUUGUCAUCAGCUCUCCAUUCUCGCACUCCGCUAAGGACGUGCGGACUCUGUUGAGCACAGCCUUUUUGUGCUCGCGUGGACCUUUAACGUGAGUAGUAGCCGGGAUGUAAGCCCCUCCACCAGCCUGUUUAUUUCUUUGGAACUUUUGGGCUGUGUUGGGACGAACAGAAACUGUUGGUUCUCCGUUGACAAUCCUUAGAAAGAAGAGACAAACGCAGAUUAAAAAAUUCAGGCCGACGAAUUCCAAAACUGUUCACCGGUACAAGUAAACUGAAUAGCUUCGUUUCAAUUUAUUACACAGAAAAAUAUUCAGACAAAGGAGAUAACCGAUAAUUCACUUACCCUUCAAAGCGCAAUAUCUUGCCACACUCCAGAAGGUAGGAUAGCUUCCUGUUUAAAAAAUAUUGAAUUCUGCCGAUCUGAGACCCUCGCACAUCUUCCAAAGUGUAACUUUUUCGCUUUGAUUUGUUGUAAAUGGCCAUUUUCCGCAAAGGCUUCGGAAUUAGUUCCAAUUCGGCAGGGAUAAGACAUGCCAGUGCGAAGGGAUCAUACUCGUUGUAAGCUUCCUUUCUAACGAUAAAUGGUGUCCCAGAUGGUGCUUUAACCUUGAAAUGGUGGUAUCUGAAAAUUAUCCAAAUUAAACAGUGUAAGCCAUGGAGAUAAGCGCCAAGUAAGGGUUUGUUUUCUGAAGGAAUUUCACGUGAAGUGCGGUAAGGCAAUUAGUUUAUGCAGAAAAUACCACUGCUGCAAAACUUACCCUUUGAUUUGAACGCCUUUGAUGCAAAUUCUGAAAAAGUCCAUUGUCGCGGCCAUGCUGAAGGAUUGCGCUCACUUUGUUCCGAGGAUUUGAGACCUUUGACCAGCUCGGCACCCAACUCUGCCGUUUCCGGUGAGAUGUCCAGAUGACACUUCUAGAAUGCUAGUUACCAAUGAAAUAACUGCUUGUUUCAAUGUUGGUUUAUUUGUGGUGCUGUGAAGAACUCCUAUUACACUGCUCUUACGCAAGUGUUUCGCGUGGACAUUUUUGUCAGUCUUAUAUUUAAAAAUUGAAGUGAUCUCAAAAACUGUUUUGGAACCAUGAAUUCGAUAAGCCCUGAUGUAAACGGUACUGAAGGCAAAGCUUGGUAAGUAAUUUUUUUCAUCAUGCUCAUGUUGUUGCCCAGUUGAAACCUUUUCCGGUUCACGCACGUGUGCAUGUAGAUGCUUAUUGAAUGUUUUGAAACAAACCGCUGAAAAUUAAAAGAAUAUCUUUUCAGCGGGUAGCUAGGUACCUAUUUGGACAAGCAGGAACAUUCCUAUCAUAACUGCUCUGGUCUCUUUCGUGAAAAGUUGUAAAUAAGUCUCGUGGUUUUCGAUUUGACAAGCACCCCCAGUUAUACCCUCACCCCUCCUUCGUGCAUUCCUAUAAAUUUUUGUACUUGUAAUCAGGAGAACCUUACACUGAACUCGCAGUGGGACUUCGCAAAAGGCCGAAUUGAAAAGAAAUACACCGCGAAGGGGGAAAGAGAAAAUGGCCUACAUAAGCAAUUCCCAGGCGAGGUCUUCCGCGCUAUACCGACGCAAGGGGACUUUAUUUCAGAAGGGUCACGCUCUUCACACCAUGACAAAGGCUGAAGUAAUUAUUGUAAUCGAUCACAAGGGACAGCGUUUUGUCGGUGGUUCUCUGGGCCUUUUGGAAACAUAUAAUAAAGGAAUACUUAAGCCCACCCGAGCCGAGCACAGAUACGAUGCCCCGGAGACUGCAACAGACCCUGAUCGCCCUGAAAUCGAACCGCUCGAAGACACUCCUGAACAUAUCAAUAUUGAUCAUCGUUUGGCUGGCGUUCUAGGGCAUUCAUCAACGAGAGGUGAGACUCGCGUCCCUCCUUCUAGAAAGAGGUUGCACCAUGGUGGUAGUCCUUGACGCUGUGAUACCAACUCCUGUUAAGGAAUUAUUGUUGAACAAACCGAUGCCGCAACUCACCGACAAAGAGAAAAAUGACGUACCCACCGUCCAGAAACAGAGUAAAAUAUCAUUUAUUUCUGACAAGAGCGUAGAGAUCUUUGUUGCUGGAAAGGAAGAGUGA
Molecule: messenger RNA, 2335 nt
Organism: Porites lobata
Lineage: Eukaryota; Metazoa; Cnidaria; Anthozoa; Scleractinia; Poritidae
Source: the annotation of a GenBank genome assembly